Dromiciops gliroides (monito del monte) is the source of this 408-nucleotide messenger RNA. RefSeq names its product galectin-1-like. The transcript has 4 exons. NCBI's taxonomy places the organism in Eukaryota, Metazoa, Chordata, Mammalia, Microbiotheria, Microbiotheriidae. The record is from RefSeq and is a predicted model, not a curated record. Gene Ontology annotation, molecular function: carbohydrate binding; laminin binding. Bases 1 to 408 code for a protein of 135 amino acids.
AUGCCCAUGAAAACGGUUUUCCAAAAGUUGAACCUCCAACCUGGUGAGCACAUGAAAAUAUUGGGAGAUAUUCCACCCGAUGCCAAGCACUUUCGCUUUUGCCUGGGGAAGGACGAGAUUAACUUUGCCUUGCACUUCAACCCACGCUUCAAUGCCUAUGGUGACACCAAGCUCAUCAUCUGCACCAGUCGUGAAGAUGCCAUUUGUUUCAAAUCACAAAAAGAGACCCAUUUCCCCUUUGUGCCAGGGAGCAGGGUGGAGGUUGGCAUAAUCUUUGAAGGGAGUCACUUUACCAUGAGACUGCCUGAUGGCUUUCAAUUCACUUAUCCAAAUUACUUAAACUUCAAUAAAAUCGACUUCUUUGGAAUUGGUGGUGACUUCAACCUCAAAAUGUUGGACUUCGAGUGA